UUAUUUGCGUGGCUGCCUUCCCUAUGAAGGGAAGCAGCCCCAAGGCGAAAUGACGUCCCCCCUCAAUUAAUUUCACCAAACUUCACAAAGAGUUGCUGGCCGAAGCAUGCUCAAGGUACGUAGUUACUCCUAACGCCACGUUCCAAAGAGAGAUUUGGACGUUUCGCCCAACGCCACCACUGCCACCCUCCUCUCUCUCUCUGCCUCUCUCUACUGCCAUUGCCUGCCUUAAAAGCUCCUCCCCCUCUUUAUUCAUUUCCUUCACUCCCCCCACCAACCACCUCCUUCCUCCAUCCAGACUCCUCUGUUUCCUUGUUUCAAUUCCAUAUAUAUAACGGGAUUUCCCAGCGGAGAGACUGGAGGAAUAGUAUGCGGCGCAGAAUCCGAGAUCCGAUUUAGAAGGUUGCAUUCCUAUUUUAACUACCGUUUUGGUUGUCGCCUUUCCCUUCGAUUCGUCUCGUGGAAAGAAGAAGAAAAAGGAAACAGAGAAGAGAGCAGCAGGGGGAGGAAGCAGAGGAGUAAUGGCACGCCUCGCUCCUCUCUCUGAGGAGCCCAUCGGCGAGGAGCAGGAUUCCCGGAGCGCGGCCCGAAGAAUCCAGCAUUCCUUCCACAACUGGCUGAAGACCCACCUUCCCUUGGUCUCCAACAAAAAGAACGACCUCAAGAUCCUCCUCAGCGUCCUCGGAUGCCCUCUCUCCCCGCUCUCCGUCUCCCCCAAGAACCACCUCCCCCGCCAUGCGGUGGCAUCGUCGGCGCAAUACAUAAUCCAGCAGUUCCGGGCGACGACGGGGUGCGCGAAGCGGGGCAGGACGGCAAAGAGCAUGUACGCCUCCGGGCGUGUGUGGAUGGAGAUGGUCCACGAGCACGGCCUCGGCACUCCCGGCGCCGCCUCCAAGGGCCACCACCGCAAGGGCUGCUUCGUGGUCUGGCAGAUGGUCCCCGACAUGUGGCUCGUCGAGCUCGCCGUCUCCGGCCACCAGAUCUCCGCCGGAAGCGAUGGCAAGGUCGCCUGGCGCCGCACCCCUUGGCUCGGCGCCCACGCCGCCCGAGGCGGUGCUCGACCCCUCCGACGUGCAUUGCAGGGGUUAGACCCUGAAACGAUCGCGGCCGUCUUCUCGCCGGCGCAGCACGUCGGCGAGAAGCACAUCGGCGACGAAGAGUGCUUCGUGCUGGAGCUGAUGGUGGAGAAUUCGAUCCUGUCGAGCUGGAGCGACAGCACGGCGGACAUCAUCAAGCAUCGGAUGGUGGGGUUGUUCAGCCAGCGCAGCGGCCUGCUGGUGAGGCUGGAGGACUCGCAGCUGACGCGGAUCCAGUCGCCGGGCGCCGAGGCCAUCUACUGGGAGACCACCAUCUCGUCGAGCAUCGACGACUACCGCCGCGUCGACGACCUCGUCGUCGCCCACUCCGGCCGGUCCACAGUCAACCUCCUCCGCUUCGGCGUCGGGGUCAAGGACCAGCGCGUGCUGACGCGAAUGGAGGAGCGGUGGACCAUCGACGACGUCCUCUUCGACGUGCCGGGCCUCUCCGCCGACUGCUUCAUCCCGCCGGCGGAGGUGCAGAGGAGCUGCUGCUUCUACGACGACGUCAGGACUCGAAACGUAGUGAUCGAUUAAUCUAUCGAUCCGUCUCAGUGGAAAAUUAAGAGGUGUACGUAAUACUCCAUUAAUUUCCAUUCCAUGUACAAAUUAAGCAAGUCGGACAAUAAUUGAAAUCCACCCUAUCCAAGCAAUUCUGUCGCCUGCUCUUGUUUUUUUAUGUUCUUUUCUCACAUCAAUUGGCACUUGUCUCGUUGGAGACUAAGAUUGAAGGAAUCUUCCAAUCGACCACGGCUGUAAUAAUAUCUAUAGUGGAGUAU
Messenger RNA from Zingiber officinale, 1855 nucleotides. RefSeq lists its product as uncharacterized. The transcript is spliced from 3 exons. NCBI's taxonomy places the organism in Eukaryota, Viridiplantae, Streptophyta, Magnoliopsida, Zingiberales, Zingiberaceae. Bases 522 to 1613 code for a protein of 363 amino acids. The record is from RefSeq and is a predicted model, not a curated record.